UUAACACCAAAACAAAAAGGAAACGAACUUGAACUUUUUCUUUUACAACUUUUACGAGAAAAUUCAAUCAAAUGUAAUGCAACAAGAACAGGUUAUUUUGUCAAUUCAACAUUUACUUCUAUUGGUGAUGGUGGGAUUAACUUAUUUGAAUUUUCUGGAGUAUUAGCAAAACAAGCAGAAGGUACUAUAGAAUUUUUUGGCACAAAUACUACUUAUUCUUUAAAUGCUCACAAUGAGGCAAGUAAUUCAAAACAACAGAUUAUUCUUUGUCACAAAGAUAAUGUGAUCGAAAAAAUUAAAGCAACAAAAUUAAAAUUAGAAAAUGAAGAGUUACAAAAAAAUUUAUUUGAAUUAAAUGAUUUGGUAAUUGAAAAUCUUGAAAUCGAUUCUGAUGAAUCUACUGUAUAUUUGUUUG
Molecule: messenger RNA, 415 nt
Organism: Racocetra persica
Lineage: Eukaryota; Fungi; Glomeromycota; Glomeromycetes; Diversisporales; Gigasporaceae
Source: the annotation of a GenBank genome assembly